Molecule: messenger RNA, 1711 nt
Organism: Volvox carteri f. nagariensis
Lineage: Eukaryota; Viridiplantae; Chlorophyta; Chlorophyceae; Chlamydomonadales; Volvocaceae
Exons: 7
Coding region: 186-1271 (361 amino acids)
Biological process (GO): translational termination
Molecular function (GO): translation release factor activity
Source: RefSeq, a predicted model, not a curated record
UUAUAUUCAAGAUAACUGAACUGAACUUGAAAGGCGCCACCACAGUUGCCGGUGCCAUUAAAGGACACCCGUCCUGGGACACAGGCUCAGGCACAGAAAUAGACUUAAAGGGUUACAUAAAACAUAACUAUAAGCGUAAAUAAACAAAAUGUCUGACACCGAAUCACUUAGCUCUAUAGGUAGUGAUGAUUCGUGGUAUGGCCAGCUCGUUGCUUCAGUUGGAGGACCUCGCAGCGCUUCUGAAAGAUCCGGACUCCCGGGUACGAGCGAUGGCGGAGGAGGAGGGCCGGGAGCUGCAGCAGCAGGCUGCCGGGUUGACUCGGCGGUUGCUGCUGGCUCUGGUGCCUCGUGACCCACGGGACGGUCGAGCUGCACUGCUGGAAAUGCGCGCGGGCGCGGGUGGCCAGGAGGCGGCGCUGUUUUGUGGGGAGCUGCUGGAAAUGUACCGCAAGUUCGCAAUGUCCCGCGGGUGGUCCUGGCAGGUGGUGGAGCUGACGGCGAGUGAGGUACCUGGGGGAGUGAAGCACGUGGUGGCGGCGGUGGCGGCUGGUAGAGGAGCAGGGAGGAGAGCAGGGGGGAUUGGCGACGGAGGGGAAGGGUACGACGGCGGCGAGGGCAACAGUGACCAAGAUGGAGACGCCAUCGGCGUGUAUGGCACCCUGCUGCCGGAGAGCGGGGUGCACCGGGUGCAGCGUGUGCCGGUGACGGAGGCGCAGGGCCGUGUGCACACCAGCACAGUAGCCGUUGUGGUUCUCCCACAAGCUGACGAGGUGGAUGUCAAGCUGCGCGAUGAGGACCUCCGAAUAGAGACCAUGCGGGCCAGUGGGGCGGGAGGACAGCACGUCAACGUCACCGACAGCGCUGUACGCAUCACCCACGUGCCGACUGGUCUAGUAGUCAGCUGCCAGAACGAGCGCUCGCAGCAUUUGAACAGGGCGGCGGCGCUCAAGAUACUGCGUGCGCGGCUAUACGACCUGGAGAUGCAGAAGCGCGCGAAAGAGAUGGACGAGCAGCGGUCGGCACUAGUGGCGUCCGCUGAUCGCAGCGAGCGCAUCCGAACGUACAAUUUCCCGCAGGGCCGCGUCACGGACCACCGCAUCCAUUUGACCCUUCAUGACCUGGAUUCGGUGCUGGUGGGCGGGGAAGGGUUGCAGAGGUUGAUGGGGGUACUGAGGGCUGCGAGGGAGGAGGAGGCGCUGAGGCGGCUGGGGGAGCAGGAGGAGGCAGCAGCGGCCGGGGCUGCAGCGGAGGAGGGCAGGAAGAGGCGGUAGAAGAUUAGGAGAGUGUUUAGUCGUUGUCAUGCACGACAUUGUUCACCUCACCAGAGCCGGCCAGGAGGGAGAGGGGGUGAGCAGGAGGAAUUUUCCCCUGGCUUAGCUCGACGCCACCUUCCUGAGCUUCACAGGACUGCCCUCUGGGGAGUCCCGGCUCCUCACUCAACGCAGCCGCGAUGUUCGGAACGUGAAGGCGAAGAACUCCUUGCCGUCUGGAAGCUCUCCCAGUGUCCAAUUUUUUUGCUCGCGAAUGAGCUCGUUGAUCUCGGUGUGGUCGACAUAAAAUUGCGUGUCGAUCUUGCAGUCAUCAACAGUACAGCCCUGUACAUACGGAAUGCAGCUGGCCGUGAGGAGUCCUGCCGCGUGCUCCUUCACACCAUCCAUGUCGCAGAACCGACCAGUUGCGCGCUCAAGGGCGCGCACCGCGUGUGGAUGUG